UGAGGUCUGAAGUUAAAAUCAGUGAGUUGCCAAGAGGCGACUGGACUUUUCAGGAGAAGUGAUGUAUGUAUGUAAAUUUAGGUAUUGUGUACAAAAUGAAAUUAAUUUCUGAGGGAAAACUGCUUCAAGAAAUAUUAUUAAUUUACUUGUCCGUGGUAAUAACAGAAUUUAGAAAGCAUGGCUAGUUCAUCUUGGUAAAGAGAGUUUAUCCUCUCCUGUAUCACAGUGGCUGGUGUCAGGGAGUGGCUGCAUCAGGACCACUCUCUGUGUCUAAUGGUCACAUGUUGAUGCUGUUGUGCGCACGCUGCGCAUCAGAGACACCAAAGCGGUGUGUGUCGCUGGCCGGCGGCAGACUGGAUCAGAUCCCGCCGAGGACACUUGAGGAAUGGCCUCCGAAAGAGAUGGAUCCAACACAACCAGGAAUCUGACCAACCAGUUUGUGCAGCCGGCGUGGCGCAUCGCGCUCUGGUCGGUGGCUUACAGCACGGUACUGGCCGUGGCGGUUUUGGGGAAUUUGAUUGUGAUUUGGAUUAUCCUGGCUCACAAGCGCAUGAGGACCGUCACCAACUACUUCCUACUGAACCUGGCUUUCUCUGAUGUCUCGAUGGCGGCGUUCAACACGCUCAUCAACUUCAUUUACGCGGCCCACGGAGAGUGGUACUUCGGGGAAGUGUACUGCAGGUUUCAUAACUUCUUCCCUGUCACCGCUGUGUUUGCCAGCAUCUACUCCAUGACCGCGAUAGCCCUGGACAGGUACAUGGCGAUCAUCCACCCCCUGAAGCCUCGCCUGUCUGCCAAAGCCACAAUGGGAGUCAUCGUCUGUAUAUGGAGUCUAGCCGUGGUCCUGGCCUUCCCCCUCUGCUACUUCUCCACCAUUCGAACCUUGCCCCGCAGGACCCUCUGCUACGUGGCCUGGCCCCGCAUGGCAGACGACCCCUUCAUGUAUCACAUCAUAGUUACAGUGCUGGUCUACAUGCUGCCCUUAGUGGUGAUGUGCAUCACUUACACCAUCGUAGGGGUGACGCUGUGGGGAGGUGAGAUCCCUGGAGACUCGUCUGAUAACUAUCACGGACAGCUGCGGGCUAAGAGGAAGGUGGUGAAGAUGAUGAUCAUUGUAGUGGUGACCUUUGCCCUCUGCUGGCUGCCGUACCACAUCUACUUCAUUGUGGUGGGGAUCAACGUGCGCCUGAACAAGUGGAAGUACAUCCAGCAGGUUUACUUGUCGGUGCUGUGGCUGGCGAUGAGCUCCACCAUGUACAAUCCCAUCAUCUACUGCUGCCUCAACAGCAGGUUCCGGGCCGGUUUCAAGCAGGUUUUCCGCUGGUGUCCUUUCGUCCGGGUGUCGAGCUACGAUGAGCUGGAGCUCCGAAACACAAGACUUCGACCGUGUCACCAGAGCAGCAUGUGCACCCUCUCUCGAGUUGACACCAGCAUCCUGAGCAAAGACAAGAGCACUUGUUCUCGUGGUAACAGGCCUAAACCCAACUCUGAGCAGCAUAAUAAAGACAGCUGAAUGUUGCUUUGACAUAUACUUGCUGAGUUAAAUAAUUUACUGUAGUAGUGGCACUUUUGAGUUUCAGCAACACGUUCUGAGGAGGUUAUUAUCUCAGAUGUCCGUCACAUUGCAGUGUCCAUAAACAUGCAGAGAGUCUCCCCAUAGAAAUAAGAUUGUCCUCGUGCCUGUGCUUGUCUCUGGAUUCUGCGCACUUUUAAUUUGCCAAAAUGUAAACAGAAAAAGUUUAAGGAACAGACUGUGGCCUACAGCGCAGCACAGGUGUAGUCGGGUGACUGUGGAGAUUUAUUUUUAUUGUUUGUCCCACGUUAACCACAAUUGAAAUUUAAUCAGCUAAUCAGUGUAAAAGUCUGUGAUGUGAUAAGCGCAGUGUGGGGUGGGAGGUUUUUCUAACACUGACGUCCUAUUCUGAAUCUGAGUUAAAUGGGUCUCAGUGAGCUGAUGUGAGGUUAGUUUUGCAAGCUGUUUUUUUCUGUUAGUUUUUCUUGGUUGUGUGUGUUUUCACUUCCCUUUCUGUUGUUUUCUGGGCGUUGGUCGGCUGUCAGCGUAGAUCUCACGCCUCAUGCAUCAGUUGCUCAAGCAAGUGUUGCUUCCUCCCCAGCCUCACUGACAGGCUUGUUCAUGUGUGAACGGUGGGCAGGGACAGCCUCUGGCCCAGUGGCCAUAUUUGCUGCAGUUGUAACAUCUGCAUUCCUCAGAUGGAUGUCUUUGUGGUCCUUGGUCUGGGUACUGGUCUCGGCCAAUCUGUGGGGGAAAACCCCUGCUGGUGGACGACUGUGCCAGAGCCUGAAUGAGGUAGCUUUUGUCAAUGGGAUAGUGGAUGAGCUGAACUCUCCAUCACGUUGAUCUUGAGAAAGUAGGCUACCCAUAGAUCUAGGCAGAUCAUGGAUCAUGGGUGCUGUGGAGACAGUAGGUUGGACACCAUGCUGGUCAGGUCACGCCAUCCAGGGUCUUCUGGUUGGUGGAAUAGGUUUGUGUCUGAGAGACCAGCAUCGACAGAGGAGCUCACCUUUGUGGGCCUCUGCUUUGUUGUUGGUAGGUCAACAACAAACUGGAAAAAGACUAAAAUUGUUGUUUUAUCCCAUCUUUUUGACAAAUUACCUAAAACUCAGAUUUUUGGCACAAGCUGAAAAAUGCUCGCUGGUACAUAGAUUAACUCUACCAUUGCAUAUUUUUUUCUAAUUUUAAAUCACUUUUUAAUUUUUUUCUUUUAUGUAGGAGAGUGUUUCAGGACUUUUACUUCUGACCUGUUUGAGAAUUUGUUUUUGUCUGGAUCCUCUUCCGCUCAACUGCCUCUCGUCUCUGACGAAUUUUGUCGAGGUAGAGGUGUCAGGUCGUCACCUUCAGACGGUGCGACGGUCCGGUCCAAGACUCGAGGAGGAUCCCGUUUGUGAUGCCAAGUUUGUCAUCAAAAAAUUCAACAAGUGAGGGCUGUUGAGAAGUUAGCAAUGAUUCAGACUCAGUGAUUACUUUUUUUUUAGUUUAUUGGCAAAUGCCAAUAAACUGUGCAAAAGGAGACAUGCACACAGAGCGAAACCCUGUGUGCAGGUCGCACCUUGAAAGUGCAGUAUAGUGUUUUAGUGAACUUAUGCUGACUUGUAUGAACUCUAAAAGGUCAAAUGCAAUCAGAGAGAAAUAAAAAUAAAAAUGUAAUUUUCCAUUACAAAGUUAUAUCGGUUGCUAUUUUCCAAAAUGCUGCUGCUGCUGUUGUACUUGUGCAAACAAGGAAAGUGAUGCAUGGCAAUCCCAAAAAGGUUCAAGAAAGGAUUAAUGUAAAUAUGGCUUGGUAACACUGGUGUCUCAAUAAAGUGUUGAGCAUUAUGAAGAUUAAAUAUGUCAUGGUUGUCUAUAGGGAUAUUACAUCCCUAUUUAUGUACUGUACAUUCCUGAGCUUUAGUUCAUUCCAGUCAAAUAUCAAUAUAUUACAGUAAGUAAAUCACAAAUCCUACAGUAUAAGCUGCUUAAAUAUUUUGCGAUUAUAUUUAUUUAAUGUAAAACUCAGCAUUGUAUUGAAUUAUGUAUUAGUAUUUAUUUAAAUGCUGUAUGUAAAGGCACUGGAUUGUUACGCUGAGGAUCUGAUCAGCGUCAGUGUUGCAACAUUAAAUAUAUUGUAGACGUUAAAACAAAGCUGGCUGGAUGAAUGUGCAUUCACAAGUGCUUGUUGGUGUAACUCCUGUUAGUUGGAGGGAAAAGUGCCAUUUUAAACUGUACUUCUUGGGACUGUUAUUAAUGCUACUGCUACUGUGAUUUUUCUGCAUCGCUCUGAUGAAACAGUGUUCGUUGGUCACAUUACACACAGAGACUGUCUAAUAGAAUCCAUCUAAUCUAAUUAUAUUUAGUCUUUACUGUGAAUUUGUGUCGUGUUGUGAUGAAAAUGAAAUUUAGAGCUCAGAUUUUCUGUGUGUGCUCAUCCAUUUCACUUGAAUGUAACGGUGAGUGUUAAGUGGAUGUUGUUCUACAAAGACUCGGUGACGUUUGUAUGUCUGAGACAACUGUAACGUGAAAGAACAAACUGAUAAACUGAGCGUGAUACAUUUUGUUCUGGUGUUUAUUUCAUAUGGAUACAAAGACAACAGGUUUAAACAGCAGGUACACACCAGUGGUACAAUGACAUAUACAACAACAGCUUAAGCAUCAUGAUCUGGUUGUGUGGUUGAGAGAAUUACUCGGCGACAGAAGU
This is a messenger RNA of Mugil cephalus (flathead mullet), 4193 nucleotides long. RefSeq names its product tachykinin receptor 3-like (gene tacr3l). Gene Ontology annotation, molecular function: tachykinin receptor activity. Lineage: Eukaryota; Metazoa; Chordata; Actinopteri; Mugiliformes; Mugilidae. Gene Ontology annotation, cellular component: sperm midpiece; plasma membrane. Gene Ontology annotation, biological process: G protein-coupled receptor signaling pathway; positive regulation of flagellated sperm motility. The record is from RefSeq and is a predicted model, not a curated record. The transcript has 5 exons. Bases 386 to 1513 code for a protein of 375 amino acids.